AUGUGUGUGAAGUUUGCCAGCUGUUUUUCUAUCUCAAAAAUUUCGGUUUCGCUGAGCGCACAGCUGACGGGCAGGUUCUCGGCGGUUGCCAAGUGUUAUUGUGACAUGGGCACCGAAAUUCUUCCCGAAGUGUGCUUUUCACCUGCACCGUCCAGCUUCGACCGUCCAUUCCGCAUUCACGUGCAAGAUCGCACGUUUCUCAUCGACGCGGAAAGCAUGCGGAAGAUCUCACCGGUAUUUUCGGUGAUGUGUUAUGGCAAGGAUUUCGAAGGCGGUCGGGAAUUAUCGCGGGAUAUUGUGGAUGAGAAAUGCGAUGACAUCGACGUUUUCCUGAGAGCUGUUCAUGAUAACAGCGUAAUCAGUGCCACCAACUUUGCCUUGAUUCUUCGUCUCUCGCAUAAGUACCAAGUUUUGCCAGUGAUUGAUGCUUGCCAGGAGUUUGUAAAACGUACCGAUCUUAAUGCUCUUAGCCCUGAUGAAAUCCUUACUUUACUCAUGGCUGCUUAUGAAUUUCACUGUCAACGCGAAGUAUUGGUACAGCUCAUUCGACGAUUAGCAAACGAAAGCAAUGCUGUGUUUGCUCGAUUGAGGAUUAGCAGGUUUUUGCCGGCCCAGAUUUACGGUGCAGUGAUUUCCGCGUCGAUGAAUUUGGCUCAACUUCGCGAGUACGAAGGUAUGAACGGGCACUGUUUGAAGAUGGAGAGAUCCAAAACUCGAUGGCGUAACUCGGUUUGCGAACAAUGUCGAGCAAUUUGCGACCAAUGUGCAACAUGCGAAGAGUGUAAAAAGAGCUUAUGCAAACGUCAUGUUAACGAGCUGAAAUGCACGACAAACUACGGGAAGAAGCUGAUUACAGAACUCAGAGAAAACAUUGUCGAACUUGAUUGGAACGACUGACUUUUGAGUUUGUCGUUUGCAUUUAGUCAUACCCAUCGGUUAUACAGGUUGAUGUCGAGUUUGUACAUAAUGGUAGCGUACUUAGGGUAAGUCUAAACGAACCUUGAGUUUCGUCUAAAUUGCACACUAGCUACAGGUUGUGUUUCUCGUAUUUAUAGGAUUACAUGUUCGAAUUCACGACUUCUCUCAUCAUUUGCUUUAAUUAGGUAGAAUUUGCAGACUGGUUUCAUUACUUGUGGGAAUAAGCGUCAAAAAUCGUAUUAACCAGGACAUCAAUAAAGUGUUAAUCUCUGUCGACAA
Cylicocyclus nassatus is the source of this 1197-nucleotide messenger RNA. Lineage: Eukaryota; Metazoa; Nematoda; Chromadorea; Rhabditida; Strongylidae. The record is from the annotation of a GenBank genome assembly.